Molecule: messenger RNA, 504 nt
Organism: Linnemannia hyalina
Lineage: Eukaryota; Fungi; Mortierellomycota; Mortierellomycetes; Mortierellales; Mortierellaceae
Source: the annotation of a GenBank genome assembly
AUGAGCAGUUAUUUACCUCAGCCGCAGAGGCAACAAACUCAGGGACAUGAGAAUGACAGCCGCGUUGUCGACAAUAGCAGCAACCACCACCACUUCGCCAUGAACCCCACUAUGCUGAAGCCUGUGCCAGGACCGCCACUCCCACCACCACCACCACCACCACCAGCGGCAACGUCAACCCACAGCUCAGGCAGCAGCGGUCUCCUUUUGACCAAGGCAUUCAGUCCUUCCUAUUUCGACCCCGAUGACUGGGUGGAGCGAUUGCUGGAGGAUGAGGAAGAAUCCUUCGAAAACGUGGGUUAUCCGGAAAGUUUCACCGACUUUGUCGCAUAUGAGCGAUACAGGACUCAGAUGGAGAGGUCCAAGUAUGAACGGGAGCAGAAAAUUGAGGCGAGGGCCCGGGCCAUUGUAAAGGCGAAGGCAGACGGACAAGCCAAGUAUCAUGUCAAGGCCCAGAACAAGAUGAAGAGCGCGAUUUCUGAGGUUCUCUUCAGUUGUUUGUGA